AUGGAAAAGAAAAGUUAUUUGCCGGCUAUUUGGUCGGAUGAUUUACAAAUGGCCGGUUUAAUGGCAAUGAAUAAAGCACGUGCAAUAAAUCCAUAUGAUUUUGAUCGGAAAAUUAAAUUUUGGACUGAAGUAAUUGGUAAAUCAUGUGAGGAAGAAAAAGAUUGUACAAUAAGUCUUGAAAGGUUGAAGAAAAGAUUCCGACGAGGUGAUCAAAUCCCCGGUUGCUUAGAAGAUACUAUCAGCAGUAUGAUUAAAGAUGGUGAAUUAAUGAGAUUAGAGGAUUUCAAAGGUCGUGAUCAGAGUUGGGUACAAUGGGGUUAUUCGCGAAUUAUUGGAACUUUUUGGGGUGGUGAAAGCCGACAAACGGUGGAAUAUGUUCAUUUACCAACCAUUCGUAAACAAGCGAAAAAUAUCAUAGAAUUCUAUCAUUCAGACUUUAUUGGUGAAGAAGAUGAUAUGUCGAAUGAAAUUGUUGGUUUAAAUGAAUUUCGCGCUAGAUGUUCACAUCUAGUAGCUGACGAUCGUGUUUUCCAGUUAAUUAUUAUGGAAUUAGUGCAUCAAGGAGAGUUAACUAUUGGUUUAUCAAAAGUGGGCGAAAAAGUUUUAAAAUUUCGCAACGGUAGUAUACGUGGUCCUAUCCAGUGGACUGAAUCAGAUGCUGGACUUCAUGAUAUGCGACGGGCAAUGAGCAAAUUAGAGCGAGAAAUUAAGCGAUUGGAAGAAAAAGCUAAAAUCGCUGAAGAGAAUGCUCGACUGUGCAUUCGUAAAGGUGAACGAAAUAAAGCUGCGCAUCACCUUCGUCAGAAGAAACGCGCACUUAGCGAAAUGAAUGCGAAAGAUGUACAAUAUCAAAAACUGCUUGAUAUGUUGUAUCAACUUGGGCAAACGAGGCAGAACAAACAAAUUAUUGAUGCAUAUAAAGCAGGAGCAGAUGCAUUCAAAGCAACUCUGCAUAGGCAGGGAAUUGAUCCUAACAAGAUUGAUGAAACGAUGGAUAGUAUUCAUGAUGCGAUGGUGACUGCAGAAGAAAUUCACGAAGCUAUUUCUAGUGGGGUACCAUCCAACAGUAAUUUAGAUAAAGAACUCGAAGCAGAAUUGAAUUCUAUCCUUGCUGAUAGUGGAAGCAGUAACUCUUUGUUGAAUGGUUUACCUGAAGUGCCAAGUGAUGAACCUGAAAUAUUUGAGAAUGAAUUUGUGAGUGAAACUUUAGCUCGACGCUUAAGGAAAUUGCGCGAAACUAGUUAA
Molecule: messenger RNA, 1245 nt
Organism: Dracunculus medinensis (Guinea worm)
Lineage: Eukaryota; Metazoa; Nematoda; Chromadorea; Rhabditida; Dracunculidae
Source: the annotation of a GenBank genome assembly